UUUUUUUUUUUUUGUCUUGUCGCUGCGCGCAUGGACUUCAAUCGGAGGCCUGUUCUCUCUCAGGCUCUCCCUCGCCAGCACACAUUCUCUCCCCCUCUCUCUGUCUCUCUCUCCCUUGCGCUUUCUGUCUAUAUUUCUGAACCAGUUAUUCAUCCGCUCUGAGUGAGUCAGGGAGGGUGGGGACUCGGAGGGCAGCAGUACCAGUCACACUGUCAGUUUGACUCUCUCUCUCUCUCUCUCUCUCUCUCUCUCGCUCGCUCUCACUCCCUCUCUCCCCCCUCUCCCGGUCUUUCUCCUUCUCCGCCUUUUUUCCCUGGCCCGGCCCGGCCCUUCCCUCUUUCCCUGUUGGGCUCUUUUUCUCUCAGCAGUGAGCAGGAGGCUAGGCUCUUCCCGCUGGCAUCCGGCGACCCGGCACUGAGGAGAAGGAGGAGAGAACGGCAGCAGAGAUUUGGGUAGGAUUCCGAAAGGCAGGAAAUACCAGACAACAUGAUGCGCGAAGUGGGAACCAAAGCCAUGGAAUUCUACGAGUACCUCCUGAACGGAAGGGAUGUCCGGAUAAAGGAUUACCCUUUGAUGCAUGGUCCUGGUACAAUGUCGGCCAUCUUGUUGACCUACAUAAUUUUUGUUCUGUACGCGGGACCCCGACUCAUGGCCAGUCGUAAACCCUUCCAGCUGAAGGGCCCAAUGAUCUUUUACAACUUCGCCAUGGUGGCCUUGUCCAUUUUCAUUGUUUAUGAGUUCCUGAUGUCCGGGUGGCUCACCAGCUACAACUGGCGAUGUGAUCCUGUUGACGAAUCAGACAGCCCAGAGGCGCUCAGAAUGGUUCGAGUAGCCUGGUUGUUCCUCUUUUCAAAAUACAUUGAACUCAUGGACACGGUUUUCUUUGUCCUGCGUAAAAAGCACAGCCAAGUCACAUUCCUGCACAUCUUCCACCAUUCCUUCAUGCCCUGGACCUGGUGGUGGGGAGUCUCCUACACACCCGGUGGAAUGGGGUCCUUCCACGCCAUGGUCAACUCCGUGGUCCACAUCAUCAUGUACUUCUACUACGGGCUCUCUGCCGCUGGCCCCCGCUUCCAGAAGUACCUCUGGUGGAAGAAAUACAUGACGGCCAUUCAGCUGGUCCAGUUUGUGCUGGUGUCCCUCCACGCCACCCAGUACUACUUCAUGGAGUCGUGCAGCUUCCAGGUCCCCCUGUUCCUCCACCUCAUCUGGAUCUACGGUACCUUCUUCUUCAUACUCUUCUCCAACUUCUGGUACCAGGCCUACACGAAGGGCAAGCGGCUACCCAAGGCGGUGGAGAAGGGGAGGCAGAACGGCACGGCCAGCGGCUCCACCCCGGUGGCCAACGGCAAGCACCAGGAGAACGGGUCUGCCCACCACGAGAACGGCAGCGCCCACAACGGGAAAGUGAAGAAAGCCUAAUUCCACAGGAAACGAACACACAAAACGUAUCAAAGAGAACCUCCGCGAAACACCACGGAAUCCAAAGUAUGUUUCGUUUUUUUUUUUUGUUUCUUUUUUUCCCGGUUGAAAAAAUGUUCGUAUGCACAAAACAUGGGGAGAUGAAAUUGUCAUUGGUUUCAGCAGUUGGUUUCCCCCUCUGCUUUUGUAAUGGGGAAUUUGAACUGUGGAGCACAAUGUAUGAAGAGAAGACAUCAACUGAAGUAAUCUUCACUGAUGGUGCCAUUGAACCCAGGGUCAAAACUGCCUGUGUUAGCUCCCCUUCGUCCCUUACCCCUUCGCCCUCCCUCCCCAGAGCCCCACAUAACCUCUUAGGCAGGCAUGACUCCCCCCUGUGGACAGAGAUAAGCUUGACGUACUUGAACACAUUUGUAAAUAAGGUUUUCACUUGUCAGAACCGUUGGGACGGGUGUGGUUGAGACGGCCUAGAUUUUCCUACUGUAUGUAAGUUAAUUAAAUUAAAUGCAACUACAUUGAAAUAAAAAAGACAUUUUAAAAUAAGUGACUGGGUCUUGCACAUUUUUUAAAGCAUCAAUGUUCUGCCAUUUUGGAUAGAGCUUUGGUCAAAGUUAUGUGUAACAACCACCCAAGUUGCUUUUUGAUAUUUCACCAAAUUGUGUUAUUUCCGAAAAUAUGUUGAAUAUAUUUAAUUUUUCUUAUAUAUACACAUUUUCUUCCCAAUACUUGGUUUUUGAAUAUAAAACAGUAUAUGUGCCCAAAAAGAUCUAUCACAGGCAGUUUUGAUCCCCAUCUGGAUACACUGUAGGGUCCAAUAUAUCAAUAUAAAAGUAAUUUUUCUGCUAACAUCUUUUAAUAAAAAUGGUAUGUCAUGAAAAAUGACAUAGGAAAUGUUGGAAAAAUAAUUGCACUUCGCAUGUUGGUCCAUCACCUUUCAAUAAUACCAUAUAUAAGGUUAUUUUAAAAAUGAUAGAAAUAAGAUGUCAUUUCAGGUCCAGAAAAUGCAAAUGCCUACUUACUUAUUCACUGAAACUGAAAUCAAUACUUGUGUGUUUUUAUUUUUCAUAAUUUGUUUAGAUCAAGGGUUAGAAUUCCAGUCAGUGAAAGUGUCCAUUUUGAUUUUAUCCACUAUUAAAAAUUUUGUGGUCUCUCA
Molecule: messenger RNA, 2572 nt
Organism: Anguilla rostrata (American eel)
Lineage: Eukaryota; Metazoa; Chordata; Actinopteri; Anguilliformes; Anguillidae
Gene: elovl1b
Product: ELOVL fatty acid elongase 1b
Exons: 8
Coding region: 487-1422 (311 amino acids)
Biological process (GO): fatty acid elongation, saturated fatty acid; sphingolipid biosynthetic process; fatty acid elongation, polyunsaturated fatty acid
Cellular component (GO): endoplasmic reticulum; endoplasmic reticulum membrane
Molecular function (GO): fatty acid elongase activity
Source: RefSeq, a predicted model, not a curated record